GAGGAAACUGGUAAGCUAGCUUCUCCCGAGCCGACUAAGGGGAUAAAGGUUCCAAAGCUAUGUUCGUCGUUCCGGAAGAAGGUAACAAGUAGGCAAACCAAGCUGUUGAAGGAGGAGUCGACGCUCUUGAUGAAGGUGAAAUGGAAGCAUCAUCAUCGUCAGCACCAUUUGAGUUUGAUGUAUUUUUGAGCUUCAGAGGGAAGGACACUCGAAAGGGGUUUACCGGCCAUCUUUAUGAUCGCCUGAAGCUACAUGGCAUCUCUGCCUUCAAGGACAGUGAGGACCUCGAAAGAGGCCAAGAGAUAGAGGAAUUGCUGAACUACAUAGAGCGGUCCAUGAUUUUGAUGCCCAUCUUUUCAAUGGGGUACGCGGAGUCGAGAUGGUGUUUGAAGGAGAUCACCAUGAUGGUGGCAUGCCGGAGGCUCAUCAUUCCUGUGUUCUUCGACGUAGAACCUUUGGACGUUCGUGAUCAGAUUGACCAUUUUGCUCAUGCUUUUGAACGAUACCAAAAGGAUACCGAAAUAGAUCAGCAGGAGGUGAGCAAUUGGAGGCGCGCCUUGGAGACAGUAGGCAGUUUAUGUGGCUUCCAUCUCAAGAACGACGCCGACGGGGAUGAGGCAAAGCUGGUACUUCUUAUCGUCAGAAGGGUGCUAAAAGAAGUAAGCAAGUUCCCUUACCAAGUUGCAGAACACCCAAUUGGCGUUGAUGCUCAUGUUAAUGAAGUGAAGAAACUCUGCAAAUAUGGCAGUGCUGUACAAUUCAUUGGCAUCCAUGGGAUGGGAGGCAUUGGCAAAACAACAAUUGCCAAGGCCAUUUAUAACGACCUAUUUCUUGAGUUUGAAGCUAGCAGUUUUCUUUUUAAUAUUAGGGAGAAAUUUCAACAGCACAGAGAACUGGAGCUACAACGGCAGCUCACUCAUGACAUCCUAAAAAUCGAUGAUCCACAAAUUUAUAGCGUUGAAGAUGGAAAAGGCAUGAUAAAAAACAGAAUGAAUUCCAAAAAGGUGCUAAUUAUCUUAGAUGAUAUUGACGACGGGUACCAACUAGACGCAUUGGCUGGUGGAAGAGAUUGGUUUGGACAUGGAAGUAUGAUCUUCAUCACAACGAGAAACUGGAAGGUAAUACAAGAACAUGGUCUGAGUGAAGGUCAAAUUUACAAGGUUAAUGGUCUCAACUAUGAGCAAUCAUGUUACUUGUUUAAGUGGUAUGCUUUUAAAGGUCGAGAACCAGAAAAAGGUUGUCGUCAGCUGUUGGAUGCAUUUGUUAAAGCUGGUGGGGGAAUACCACUGGCACUUCAAAUGAUUGGAUUGACUUUAGCUCCCAAAAGAAAAGUACAAGAGUGGAAAUAUCUACUCGAUAAGUUGCAACAUAUUCCUGUCGAUCGCAUUCAAGAGCGAUUGAGGAUAAGCUAUGAUGGAUUGAAGGAGGAAGAACAGAAGCAGAUAUUUCUGGAUAUCUCAUGCUUUUUCAUUGGUAAGGACAGAGAGAAGGCAACUCAUAUGUGGGAAGCAUGUGGUUUAUACCCAAAAUUUGUCAUUCCGGUCCUUCUUAGUAGGUCACUUAUUAACAUAGAUCAGCAUGGGGAGUUUUCAAUGCAUGAUCUCGUCCGGGACAUGGGAAGGGAAAUAGUUCGUCAACAUGGGAUCGCCGAGCCUUGGAUGAUAAGUAGGCUAUGGAGUUCACAAGACAUAUUUGUUCUGCUUCGCCAGAUGGUGCCAAUCGAACGCGUCAAAGGGAUCAUGCUUCCUAAAAGCAGAAACGACUUUGAAGGUACUGAAAGCAGCUGCCUUCAGAACAGAAUAGCAGGUCAAAGAUCAAAUCUAGAUAAAUGCUUCACCGCCCAGUGCUUUGAACUAAUGCUUAAUCUGAGGAUUCUUCAGCUUGAGGGCAUAAGCUUUGAAGGCAAUUUCCAGCAUUUUCCUAAAGGUUUGAGAUGGUUGGCAUUGGAAAACUGUCGCUUCACUUCUCCGCCACAUGAUUUUGACAUUGAGAAGGUCGCCUUACUUGAUUUGUCCGGCUGCAGUCUCAUGGCUGAAUGUUUCACCAAUUAUUCCUUGAUGAGAACACUGGACCUCAGUUAUUUGAAAUUUCUCAAUCUUGCUCGAACGGAGAUAUCUAGCACUCCUGAUUUUACCAAUGUACGUUGGCUGGAGAAACUGAUACUUAGUGACUGCACAAAGUUAACUAAGGUUCAUGAAUCUAUUGGGAUACUGAAGAGCUUGUUGAGCUUGGACCUAGGAGGAUGUAAGAUUCUGAGCAAAAUACCAGAUUCUGUUUGCAGAUUAAGUUCUCUCAAGUCUUUUGAUCUACGGAAGUGUGCGAAAGUUGAGUAUUUGCCUGAAAGCCUGGGGAAUAUGAAGUCACUACAGAAGCUUUAUCUUGACAGUACAAGCAUUGAAACCUUACCUGAUUCAAUCGGAAGUCUUACAAGACUUGGAGUUCUGUCUUUGAAAGGUUGCAUGUGCCUGAAUGCGUUACCUAGUUCCUUUCGAAAUUUAGUAUGUUUACAACACAUGAUAGUCCAGGGAACUUUCGUGAAGGGAAGAGAGAACAACAUUUAUUACAAAAAGGAAGGAGUUGAAGUGCGUGCUUCAUCCCUCGACUUGCUUGCUAUACUGCCAAACUUAUUUUGUAGAAGAAUAUGCAGACUUACUUUGACUGAUUAUAAAACUGAGGAGCUGCCAGAUUCUAUGAAAAAUAUGACCAAUCUUAGCUCAUUGGAGUUGCAUUGCCAUGCAAUCAGAGAAUUACCUUCCUACAUUGGGUCUCUCAGAAGAAUUAAGAAACUCAAAUUACUUUGUAUGGAGCUCAAAAGUUUGCCUAAUUCUGUUGGUGCACUGAAGGAACUCGUCACUUUCGAGAUUUUCGCGGGCAGUAUGAAAGCUCUACCCGAUUCGAUUGGAGAACUAGAAAGCCUUGAAAUUUUGCUCAUCAGGUACAACAAGUUGACGUCGCUACCUCAUAGUAUUGGAUACCUGGAAAAUCUUCGAACGCUUCUGUUGUACAAUUGCUUCAACCUAAAAGACUUGCCUGCUUCAAUCAGUUCUCUAGGAAGACUUCAAAGGUUAUCGUUAACGCAUUGCCAUAAUUUGAAAAAGCUAUCCCUUGCUUCUGUGCCACAGCCAGGCAGUUCGCAACCCUCUGCUUUAUCUCAGCCUUUGUCCCAAAAGAUGCCGGAACAGAGUGGGCACGCUUCUCUUCUGCAACGACUUUCCUCUUCCUUAUUCCACCUUGAAGUUUCCCACUGCGUUCGACUGAGAGAAGUAAACGUUUCGAACUUGCAGUCAUUGGUGAACUUGGAUCUUCGAGGUUGUGACUUGUUAGAAGACAUCCUUGGUCUGGAAAAUAUUACCAACUUGGAAAUUCUUGUUUUGCCCGCUCCAGCGUGUGCCCUUAGCGACAACUUCAAUGAAAGAUCUUUUAAGAUUGAUUUUAGUGUAUUGCGCACUAUUAUUGCCUGCAAACAGAGGGCAUCGUUUCCACAAUUACAAAGGUUCGUCGUGGAAAGUACUGAAGGAAACGUCAGACUUGAUCCAUUUUUGCGAGGAACUACCCUCCCGGCGUUGACGGAGGUGCCAAGAGAGCAUACUCUUCCUUCUGGUUUGAAGAACAUUGUACAUCAGACCGAAACGCUUACACUUACACCAGCAAUAUCAUGGGUUCGACGUGGGCAUUUGCCUUUCUUGCUUCCAAAUGUUCCCCACGCCAACCGCCGCUUGAGAAGAGCGCAGUUCACCUUCGAAAGACUGCCUUCGCCCAUCCUGAUAUCAGUCGUCGCCGACGACGGCCGGCUCCUGUUUGAGACUACCAAAAACCUGGUGGGCUCUAGCCUGAACUUAUGCAGCGACGAUGAGAUCGUCUGUCGAUUAAGAGACAUUAUUUCUGGCACGAUCGGCGUGACGGCUGAUAUGUCGAGGCUUUCUCGAUUUUCUGCCUCUUUUGAAUGGGAGAUGAAACGGCUCGAUGACCUACAGAAGCCAGCUGCCGUCACCAGUUCAACUUGAGCACCGGAGCUAAUGAAACAUAUCCGUCUUCCCUUUGUCGAUCGUGUGUUGAUAAAAUAACUUCAUGUUCCGAAUACUUUCUUCGUUAAAGAUUGCUGGCACUACAACAAUUACUGAAAAUCCUUUCUGCUUCUUUCUUGGGCUUGAUUUAUUGGAUGCCAACUGACAUUGUUCAAUCAUGUUCUUGUUGAAAAACACAAAAAUAAUAAAAGAUGUUUUAAGUGGUUUUUCACUACGAUCACCUUGAUUGUUCAUGCUCUUACACCUGAGUUUAAAAGGAGCAGUUACAAGAGAUCUAUUAUUACCAUUAACUGCAUAAUAAUUCCUUGAUUUAUGCAUUGUCUUUUACGGUUCCUUAGAUUCACCAUGCAUGCCUCGUAAUCUCCAAUAUUAUCCGCACCAUCAUCAGUGCCACCAUCUAGGCUGCUAUAUUGGUCAUCUAUUUAUUCAUGGAAGGGGUCAGUAGAACUAUAAGCCUAUUCGAGAAUUAAACUAAGGGGAGCAGCAAAAUUAUCUAGAAUAUCACUGACCCUGCAGCCGGUAUUACUGGUUGUCUUCUAUAGUCGUUCUUACUCUGAUUUUGUCUGAUGUUGUUCGAUUUUAUUUGAUCCUUUCUGCAUUACAAAUUCAUUCUAGAAACUUGUUAUGUAUUUUGAACGGAGAUGUAUAUAAGGAAGUCUCUCACGGCUAAUGGAGUUCAAAAACUUUUGCUUCUCUAUCAGUCGUACUCUGUUCUGAUUCCUCCCCUUUACUGCUUUACUGCUCUCUGUUUUCUACAGAUGUGGGAUCAGGACAUGAACAUUGCCAAGUUCUUUCUCCAGAUGGAAAAUAGAGAAACCUUGGGACCCACUUAGAUCUUUGUAAUCUUUGAAUCCAAUCAGAUGCA
This is a messenger RNA of Nymphaea colorata (pocket water lily), 4890 nucleotides long. Its product is annotated as disease resistance protein Roq1-like. NCBI's taxonomy places the organism in Eukaryota, Viridiplantae, Streptophyta, Magnoliopsida, Nymphaeales, Nymphaeaceae. The record is from RefSeq and is a predicted model, not a curated record. Gene Ontology annotation, molecular function: protein binding; ATP hydrolysis activity; ADP binding. Gene Ontology annotation, biological process: signal transduction; defense response. The transcript is spliced from 5 exons. Bases 141 to 4004 code for a protein of 1287 amino acids.